This is a messenger RNA of Phytophthora sojae, 1311 nucleotides long. RefSeq lists its product as hypothetical. Lineage: Eukaryota; Oomycota; Peronosporomycetes; Peronosporales; Peronosporaceae. The transcript has a single exon. The coding region runs from base 1 to 1311 and encodes 436 amino acids. The record is from RefSeq and is a predicted model, not a curated record.
AUGGAGCACCUGAUGCACUGCUCGAGCGACGAGGAGGGCGCCGCGCGCGCGCCAGAGUUCCAGCUGAUCCGCCGCAAGCGGCCGCGCACGCACGAGAGCGGCGGCGGCGACUCGCCCUUCGGCUACCCGGUGCGCGGCUCGCCCGAGAAGGCGCCGCGCCUGACAGUGCUGCCCGGCCUGGCCGAGCUGCUGGCCGCGCAGAAGCAGCGCAACGAGGGCGUCGCUGCCGACGCGCUGCUGGACGUGCUGUCGCGCGCGUCUUCGGCCGAGCAGCAGCAGCAACAGCAGCAGCAGCAGAGCCCACAGCAGCCGCAGCCGCAGCAGGAGGAGGACAUUGAGGUGGAGGACAAGACGCCGUGGCCCUCGGCCAAGCAGUACUUCGGCAUCUUCUCGGCGCCCAAGAGCGAGCUCAAGAUCCCGGUCUACGACCUCGGUGUGGACCCGCGCGGCGUGCCGCUGCACCCGGAGUUCAUCUACAGCCAGCCCGUGUCCUGCAUGUACUUCCUCAAGUGCUCGCGGCUGCUGGGCAAGGGCUCGUUCGGCUUCCCGCGCAAGAAAAAGUCGGCGGGCGAGACCACGCCGACCACGACCCCCACGGGCAAGAAGCCCGCGGCCAAGGCGGGCAAGAAGGAGUCGAGCAAGGACUUUGAGUGGCGCAAGAUGAGCUUCGUCACAGGCCUGCCCAAGAAGCAGCCCAUCGUGCGCUACAUCACGGCCACGUGCUACAGCCGCGCGACCGACGUCACCGCUAAGAAGAAAGUCUUCCGCAUGCACGCCGUCAUGCUCGCAGACGAGGCGGGCACCGGGGAGCAGGGCGAGUAUGUUCUCGUGCACAUCCGUGCUGGAGGCAGCAAGCGGGUCGGACUGCGUGCCAGUUUGGCUGAUGCCGAGGCGCAGCAGGCCCCCGCGUCGCCUGGUGCGCACGGAACUACGACCGCAAAGCAGAACGCCGACCUGCUGUGCAUGCGCCGCCCUGUGUCGCCCACCAGUGUCGCCGUGUCCUCGUACUCGAGCUCGACCUCUCCGCGCCACAAGAAACUCCUUCACGCCGAGUUUUCGUCCAGCCAGGGUGAACGCUCGGACCACUUGGCGAGGGUGCUGAGUGCGUCGCCGGGCUUUCCUAUGGGGUUGAACUCGACGCCUCCCUCCGUGACGCGCCACCCCCUCUUCACCUCCGCGGAGGACCCAAAGGUGGACUCGGCGCGCCAGGCGCUGCGCAACAUGAUCCUCAAGUCGUGCACGUCGCGCGACGAGAUGGCAAAGUACGUCAUGGGCCUCCAGGAAGAGCUCGCGGCGCUGCAAAACCAGUAA